Molecule: messenger RNA, 3336 nt
Organism: Ctenocephalides felis (cat flea)
Lineage: Eukaryota; Metazoa; Arthropoda; Insecta; Siphonaptera; Pulicidae
Exons: 14
Coding region: 1-3336 (1111 amino acids)
Biological process (GO): superoxide metabolic process
Molecular function (GO): metal ion binding
Source: RefSeq, a predicted model, not a curated record
AUGUUGUAUGCUUCAUUUUUAGGAAUUAUACUAAUUUUCAAUUUAUUUGAGUGCACAUUAUGUUUUACCUUGAAUGCUCUCAUUUCACAAAGUGGUUUGCAUGGGGAAAUUCAAUUUAUUCAAAAGGAUGCACAGAUUACAGAAUUGAAAACAAAUUUACAACCAACUUUAGAAUAUCCUGAACAAAUUAUUACUUGGUCUAUUUAUGAAUUUCCUGUUGAUUAUUCAAAAAUUGAAAAUAGAUGUGAUGAAAAAGAUUUGGGCAAGAAAAUAUUGGAUUUAGAAAAUCUAAUUGGUUAUUUGACAAUUCCUGAAAAUAGUACGUCCUCUUGGCAAUUACCAGUCAAAAUAACAGGUGAAGGAGGAAUUUGGGGUAGAAGUAUAGUUUUAAAAAAUGUAGAUAAUAAUAUGUUAUCGUGUGGUACGAUAACCUCUAAAGACAAAUCCAUUGAACGCACAGCAGAAGCUCGAUUUUAUUAUCCUGUCUCUGGUUCUAUAUAUUUUCGAUGGAUUGCAUCAGCAAAAUCCAAUAAUGUUGAUAUGUUAAUCUAUACAAAUUUAUUUCACACAAAACCAACAUCAGGCAAAUAUGGCAGGCAAUUCACAGAACAUAAUUGGAAAAUCUAUGUAACAGAUAUAUUUGAUUUUAAAGCUGAUAAAAAUGAAGAAAAUUGUAAUGCAUUGCAAAUUGUUUAUGAUCCUGAUGAUAAAGGAUUAGGUAAAGGUAUUGGGGAUGUAGAUAAACGAGUAGGAAAAAUUCAUGUUGCUGCAGAUAUAACAAAAUCUUCACAAAAAGUUACAUACCGAGAUUUUGCUCUUUCGGCUUUAUCAAGUGCUAUUGUGGGGGAACAGAGGAAAUUGUAUGUGGUAAUUUUUGAAGAUCAACAUGCUGAUAGUUUUUUAGCAUGUUCUAAGAUUCGACUUGUUGACUAUACUAUGGCUGGAGUUGUUUUAAAAGAUAAAGAAAUUACAAUGACACAGUAUUGGAAGUAUGAGCCUACAUUUAAAUUGAAAUCAGGAUUUUUCUUGGGUUCAUUUUUCUUAGAUAAUGUUGUACCUCCUCCUGGGUAUGGCACACAAGAGCAAUAUUCAAUUGGUGAUUUGUAUGGAAAGUUUGCUCCGAGAAAUGGGGCAAUAAGUUUACCUGCUUCAAACCACUUUUACUGGGACACAUUUUUACCUUUAACUGGAAUUCACAGUGUGGUUCAUAGGAGUAUAGUUGGAACAGCAAAUGGAAUAAAUGAAUGUGCAACAAUUCUGUUGAGAGAUGGGCAAGGAAAGCAAGCUCAAUUGUUUACUGCUAAGAUACUUUUCAGGUAUCCAAUUGUUGGUCAUAUGUUAUUCCGUCAACUCAAAAACCAUCCUUGGGCAGAUACAACAAUACUUGUUGAAUAUUUAACACAUGCUGAUGGUAAAAGCACUAAUAAAACUGGUGAUCACCGGUGGGCAGUGCAUGAUAAUCCACCAGGGAGAGAUUUUUACAAUUGGACUGGAAGGUGUCUAAGUGCUGGCAAUGUAUAUAAUCCCUGGAAUUCUUUACCAAGUGAUGGUCCAUGUUUUCUUGAGACAUGCAGGGUAGGUGAUCUGUCUGGGAGACACGGAUCACUAACAAUAGCUGGUUCUAAAAUUGAAGCUCAAAAUAUUACAAGACGUUUGUAUACUGAUACUCUGCUCCCAUUACAAGGACCUCGAAAAGUUCUUGGGAAGUCUCUUGUUAUUUAUGAUGAUAUUGGCACUGCUCUGCGUGGCGAUCGUUUAGCUUGCGCUGCGUUUGUGCCAGUUUAUAGAAGAAAAGCUGUGGCCAAAGAUUGGUUUCCAAAUGGAGGGCCCAUAAAGUUUAAAGGUAAAAUUGAAAUAACGCAGCAAUCAGAAUAUGAUAGGACCAACAUCGAAAUUGAGUUAAGUAAUUUAGAUAGCAGAGAUUAUAACAACUAUUAUAUUCAUGAAUCUCCUGUGGAGGUUGAUCUUGAAUUUCCAUGUGAACCAGAAACUUUAGGUGGUACUUAUGAUCCUUUAAAAGUUAAAAAGAAAAAUACUACAUCGGCAGGAGAGUAUGCAGUAGGUGAUCUUAGCAGUAAAAUUGGGCAUCUUGACAGGAAAACUGAAUUUCAUGCUACGUACAAUGAUUCAAUGCUGCCCCUUUUUGGUUAUUCUGCUGUAAUCGGGCGAUCAAUUGCUAUUCAUGGUCAUGGCUUGCAAGGUUUGGGCACAACACAGGUCCAUGAUGUUCGACGAGCGUGUGCCACCCUGGAACGAGGCUACAGUCCUGGUGAAGCGCGCGAACUCAGAGCUGUAGCUUCGUUUCAUAAUCCUGCUGGACAUGCUUAUGGAUAUGUUAGGUUUUCUCAACUAGUCUAUGGAGAUGGUGAAGAAAGUGAUACAAUUAUUGAGGUAAAUUUACGCCAUCCUGGAGCACAUGAUCGCAACGUAUCAAGAGGACACCGCUGGCAAAUUUUUGUAAAUCCUGUUGGUGUUGAUGCCACUGUUAAAACUUUUGCUACUCGAUGUGUGGCUGGAGGAUAUACUUGGAAUCCAUUUUAUACCCAAUUAGCUGAUCCUCAGAAUACAGAAUUAUAUGAUCAGGAAUGCGGCCCUGAUAAUCCGUUAAGGUGUUAUGCUGGAGACGUAUCUGGUCGGCUCGGUGUAUUAGACUUAGGUGUUGGUAGACAGGUUUUUACAGAUCCUCUCUUCCCAUUAGAGGGCCCAGCUAAUGCAUUAGGACGAUCAUUAGUUAUACUAGGACCAAAUGGAUCAAAUGAUCGAUACGCAUGUGCAAAUAUUGAACCUGAACAUGAUAUUGUUAAAUAUGUUAAUAUACGCAGGCCACCCAAGUUUGUAGUAGCUCAAUUUCUUCAGCAGGUUCGGAGGGUGAUGGGCUUACCACCAUGGAUGCUCUCAGUUGACUCUCGAAAAACCAAAAUUUUGCAUAAUGGUGGUUGUGUGCAACUUGUGGUUCAUUUUAAAGGACCGAUAGCCGGUAAGUUGGAGCAGGAUUUCUCUAGAUUGGUGGGUUCUGGAAGGUUGGAAGAACCUACUUUAUAUAUUCCUGGUUAUACUGACAGCAAAAGAAAGAAAUCUAUAUCAUACAGUGUGUGUUCAACAACUGAUAGUAGGAAUAGAAAUAAUAAAAAUUCUUCCAAUUUAACUCAAGGUAACAUAGUUUUAAUGGAAAUGUCUCAAAGAUUUCAUUUGGAUCAUUUAUCAAAGGUUUUAGAACAAGCACUACAAGGUUGUAGAGAUACACAGCUCGUUUUAGAUCAAGCUGUACGAGAACAUAUUCGAACAGUGGGAUGUGCCAGUGGAUUCGGUGUUGGACCUUCACCUAGCAUUCUCUAA